Messenger RNA from Cannabis sativa, 1690 nucleotides. Its product is annotated as pentatricopeptide repeat-containing protein At5g66520-like. The record is from RefSeq and is a predicted model, not a curated record. Gene Ontology annotation, biological process: RNA modification. Bases 96 to 1502 code for a protein of 468 amino acids. Lineage: Eukaryota; Viridiplantae; Streptophyta; Magnoliopsida; Rosales; Cannabaceae. Gene Ontology annotation, molecular function: protein binding; RNA binding. The transcript has a single exon.
GUUGGGACUUUUUUUUUCUUUUUUUGAUAAGUUACUUGUUGGGACUUGGGAGCACAACAAAUACACUUCCAAUUUCGAAACCAAACAAAUGAGAUAUGACGCCACUUCCAAAGCUCAACAAUGUUACAAUCAAAAUAAUCUCUUUCUUAAACAACUCAACUUCACACAAUCAAAUACGCCAAAUCCAAGCUCAACUCAUUCUCCAAAACCUUGUAGGUGACUCCAACAUUGGCUCCCACUUCAUCACUGCCUGCAAAUCUUUAGGCCUCUUGGACCUUGCCCAUCUUUUUUACUUCACCCAAAAUCGUAGACCCCAUGUUUUUAUUUGCAAUUCUCUCAUCAGGGCCUUUUCUCAUUCUCAUAAUUCUCAUACCCCACUCUUUAUAUACCUUCAUAUGCUCAGAAACUCAAUCCUUCCUAACAAUUUCACAUACCCAUUUCUUCUUAAAUCAUUGUCUGACUUGCGUGAGUUCAAACAAGGUGAGUGUGUCCGUACCCACGUCAUAAAAUUGGGCCAUCAUAAUGAUAUUUACGUGCUGAAUUCUCUACUUGACGUCUAUGCUUCGUCUGGCCAUAUUUACUUGUGUCGGAAACUGUUCGACGAAUUUCCCCAAAGAGAUGUUGUGUCCUGGACGGUUUUGAUUAUGGGGUAUCGGAAUGCUAGGAAGUAUGAUGAAGCAUUAAUUGCAUUUGAGCAGAUGCAGUAUGCUGGUGUUAUCCCCAAUCAUGUAACCAUGGUCAAUGCCUUGGCUGCUUGUGCUAAUUCUGGGGCCCUUGAAAUGGGAGUUUGGAUACAUGACUUUAUAAAGAGAAACAAGUGGGACAUGGAUGUGAUUUUGGGGACUUCCUUAAUCGACAUGUAUGGGAAAUGCGGCAGGAUUGAAGAGGGUUUGGUUGUUUUCAGAAGUAUGAAGAAAAAGAAUACCUUCACGUGGAAUGCUGUUAUUCAAGGGCUGGCUCUUGCUAAGAGUGGAGAUGAGGCUUUGUGGUGGUUUAACAUAAUGGAACAAGAAGGGGUUAAAGCAGAUCAAGUAACAUUGGUGGCUGUUCUUCUUGCUUGUAGUCAUGCAGGGUUAGUAGAUACUGGUACUCGAAUUUUUGGAGCUAUAGUUGAUGGUAAAUAUCAAUUUCCUCCUACUGUCAAACAUUAUGCAUGCAUGGUUGACAUCUUUGCUCGUGCUGGACAUCUAGAAGAAGCUUUCAAAUGCUUAAAUGAAAUGCCUUAUGAGCCUACAAAAGCUAUAUGGGGGUCACUAUUGGCUGGUAGUAAAGCUCAUGGAAAUCUAAACCUCAGUGAAUUUGCAGCUUGGAAGCUUAUUGAACUUGAGCCAGGCAAUAGUGCUUACUACGUUGUGCUUUCUAAUUUGUAUGCACAGAUGGGAAGAUGGAGUGAUGUUGAGAAAGUGAGGGAGAUGAUGAUAGACAAGGGUCUUAAGAAAAAUUUGGGUUAUAGUUCUGUAGAAUUUGAGGGCCACAAACUAGUUGAUUAUUUAGUAUCAUAGUAAUUACCUUUUGAAUGUGAUUACAGACAGAGAGCUAAGAAAGAAUGCACGAUCAAUGAUAUAGUUGUUUUUGAUAUAGAUAUUGCAUGGUGAUGCAGAAAUGUUGUGUGUGUUUAAUUUCUAAUUUAGAUUACACUAUUCAUAUUGUUAAUAUUUGCUUCUGGGAUAAUAUUAUUGAAGCAGUAACU